AUGGGCAAGAAGACCACAAAGACCUCGACACUGGGCGAGGGGUCCGAUCAGCGGGUACAAGCUGCGAAUGGAGCUUCCGAGUCGACGACCACUGGCAGCAGCAAGAAAGGCACCAACAAAUCGUCCACCGCGUCUCAACCAUCGACCUCGGCACUCGUCAUCUGCAGAAACAAACAUUGGAAAUACAUCUCAUCGUUUCACGGACCAUGGCUCCAGUUACCUCUGGAGGUCCUCGAGACCAUCGCCAAUGCCAAUUAUUACAUGCCUCUGCCUCGGCCGGUCGACCCUUCCGUCUUUUACGACCUGGUCAAGAUUCGAAAGCUCGUUGAUAAUGCCACGGACCUCGCAGUCCGAGCUGCCAAUGGCGUCUCCUCGCCUGCCAUGUCCAAUUCGUCGGCCGGAGGAGGUACACAUCAGAUGCAGGCGCUCGGGCUCGGCUUUGCGAACAAUGGGGGCAUGAAAUUAAGUCCCGAGAGGCGAUUCAAGCUGCGCGAACAGGCAACACAAAAGUUGUCGCGGGCAUAUCAUAUCGAUGAGAUUGCGUCGAGCGUGGCCACCAUGCAAUCGACCUCGACUUUGGAAAAUGUGGCCGGUCUGGUAAUGCAGAGAGCGCCCGAGGACCCAGAUGCCAACUAUGUGCAUUUCUUUCACGAAAAGAUACCCAGUCGGCAACUUGCAGAAUGUACUGAUUUCCGCGCCCUGGACCUAAUUAUAAAUCAACGUCACGGUGACUGUGAACCACUGAGAACUAGGGCUAUAGUGCGCAUGUUCAAGGACGACUUUGAAGGUGCUGCGCAGGAUCUCACCCGUUCCCUGGCUGUCUAUCGGACGUACAACAGCUCUUCCCUGCACCAACUUGCAAAUGAUUAUGACAAUAUGGAAUUGGAGCCCAGAACUACGCGGCGGCGGGACUUGCCACCGUUGGAUGAGCGGGAUCAGCCAAGGAGCACAGAGAUCCAAGUCUUGUUCCAGCGCGCAGGUUGCUAUCUGACCUUGGCCUGCAGCCACGUAGAGCAGUCGCUGCUGAAACGUACGUCACCCAGGAACGAUGCUGCCGAUGUAGCUUCGAAUGAAACGACAACCAUUAAAGAUGCGUCGCUGCCAUCUCCUACGAUUGACUCCCUCUCCGCAGAGACGGGCCCUACCAAGCGAGAAUUGGAGAACCGCAAGGCUGUCAGAAUGUAUGCCAAACGGGCACUGAGAGACUACAUGGAGUACCUCAAAUCUUUACAAUAUUCGCCUAAUAUGCCCAUCGAAUUAUCAGAUGAAUUUACCAAGCUAGUCAAUCAAGCCAAUCAACGCAGUCGGAGACAUCGCGUUGGAACCCAGGACCUAUCGAGCCCAACGGACGGGUCAGAAGGUCAUACGGUCUACUCGCUUCACCAGUUGUUUUCUGCGACGCCACCUGCAGAUCUGCCCGCAUAUCCCUCCACAGAUCUGGUCUCUGCCCGUGACUCCAACCCUGUGACAACAAUGGAGUUUGUCACUUAUCAUCCCUUGCUUACAGAUGCCCUUCAUUCCUUGCUAUUGUGUCAUGCUCUAAUUCAGACAUCUGCAAAAGAGCUUCAAAGACAUGCUUACAUGGUUGCUCGCCUUGCUCGUUUGGCAGAUGGCUACCCAGUCUUCCAAGCUAGCAGGUCUCCGGCCCGGGCCGAUUGGAUUGAAAUCUUGCGUAGAAGUGAGAGCUGGCUCGAUCUAUGCUCGUCAUGGGAGGCACUGUGCGCCCCAGCACCUCUUCUCACUACUUUGUCGCCAGGCGGCAAUCUUUCCAGCGCUGCGGCAACAGCUAAUGCGCUGGCCAUCACAGGGGGGCAAAGUCCAACUGAAAGUGAUGAACAAAGAACAGACCGACUCAAACACCAGGCGAUUAUUGAGGCCCUCGAGGAUGAGCGCGUCAAUGAUGAGGCGAGCUUCAGAGCGUCCAUCCUUGCACGUCAACGCAGAGCUGAAGCUGAGCAGGCCAUUGCCUCUGGGGUGCCUGCAAAUGGAAGCAGUGCCACCGCCAAGUCUCCAUCCCUAUCAUCCCAGAAACGGUGGGCAGUGGACGACGGACGUGAGUACCCGAUUCUCACAGAGAGAGCGGAGGCCGUCGCCCUCUGGGUUCGUGAAGCGCCUGCGGGAUCUGGCGUUGGCGGCGGCAAGCGGAAGAAGAAGCCGGGAUCAGCGAAGAAACCUGCAUCGACGCCUGCUACCGACAGUGCUGAGAGCUUGGACGUAACCGCAGUGCGGUAA
Messenger RNA from Pestalotiopsis fici W106-1, 2232 nucleotides. RefSeq lists its product as uncharacterized. The transcript has 2 exons. Lineage: Eukaryota; Fungi; Ascomycota; Sordariomycetes; Amphisphaeriales; Sporocadaceae. Bases 1 to 2232 code for a protein of 743 amino acids. The record is from RefSeq and is a predicted model, not a curated record.